This is a messenger RNA of Trypanosoma grayi, 237 nucleotides long. RefSeq names its product ubiquitin. NCBI's taxonomy places the organism in Eukaryota, Euglenozoa, Kinetoplastea, Trypanosomatida, Trypanosomatidae. Gene Ontology annotation, molecular function: protein tag activity; ubiquitin protein ligase binding. Bases 1 to 237 code for a protein of 78 amino acids. The transcript has a single exon. Gene Ontology annotation, biological process: modification-dependent protein catabolic process; regulation of proteolysis; protein neddylation. The record is from RefSeq and is a predicted model, not a curated record. Gene Ontology annotation, cellular component: cytoplasm; nucleus.
AUGCUCAUCAAGGUAAAGACAGUAAGCAACAAGGUGAUCGAGGUCGCCUCGUUGAAUGAGGAAAACACCAUUGCAGAGCUGAAGGAGAAGUUGGAAGAGUCGGAGGGCAUCCCCGGCAAGAUGAUUCGCCUUGUUUAUCAGGGCAAGCAGCUCGAGGACGAGAAACGGAUCAGAGACUACCCCAUUGCGGCCGGUGCGACGCUGCACAUGGUGGUGGCGUUGCGUGCCGGGUGCUGA